GCUAAUUUAAACUCGCAUACGAAAGAUGUACACUUAUGCAUAUCCUUACGAUUAAUAAGAUCUUCUCGUUUACAAAUUUCAAUACAAGUGAGCGUUAAGAUAGGUAUUAUGAUUACAAGUUACUGAACCAAAGAAGGAUCUUCUUUAAAAUAGACACGCGCUAAGACAUAUUUUGUAGCGUUCAGUAAUAAUAUCAAAAUGGCGUCGGAGUUCACUGUUGUGGAUUACGUUGUUUUCGCAGCAACAAUUCUGAUAUCAUUGUCGAUAGGAAUUUUAUUUGCUGUCUUAGACAGGCGAAGGAAGACAAACACACCUGAGGAUUACUUCCUCGCCGGACGGAAGUCGCCCACUGUUCCUGUGAUGCUGUCGUUCAUUGUCACCUUCCAAUCCUCGGUCAUGUACCUUGGCUUUCCCGCGGAAGGAUACGUUAAUGGAAUGAUGUACGGUUUCUACGGACUAGCAAAACUCAUAACACUGUUAUUCACGGCUUACUUUAUUGUGCCAGUGUUUCAUCCCUUGAAACUGACAACAGUUUACCAAUAUCUUAACCUUCGAUAUGGCAACAACGCUCUGCGAAUCCUUGCUAUGGUGUUCGGUUCGGUAUUCCAAGUGUUCUAUUUUGGGACGGUAACGUACGGGACUUGUAUUGCGUUGGAGGUAGUCAUGGGAGUACCUUACUGGGCCACCAUAGUUAUAUAUACCGGUGUGACGACGUUAUACACAUCAAUUGGUGGCAUCAAAGCUGUCAUUUGGACAGACGUUUUCCAGUUUGUAGUCAUGUGCGCUGGGUUUGUUGCUGUGAUGGCGAAGACGUCGUAUGAAGUUGGAGGAAUGUCAAACAUAGUUGAACACGCCGGAGACCGUUUCACUCACACGGACUUUCGAUUUGAUCCGAGAAUAAGAUUUUCGUUCUGGAACGUAACUUUUGGGUCUUUGACCUUGUCCCUGUAUUACAGUUACACACAGUCUGCGAUGCAAAGGGUUUUUGCCACACCGACUACGAAGACCGCGAGGAGAAUGUAUCUUUUGAGUGUCCCUCUAUAUUCUUUUUUGCAGGUACUUCCCGUAAUUGAGGGCGUGUUUAUAUUUGCGUACUACGCUUACAAACGUUGUGAUAUCUAUGGAAAUGGAACUGUCAAGAAUGUAAACGAAAUCCUACCAUAUGCGAUCACUGACAUAUUUCAAAAUAUGCCUGGACUACCUGGACUUUUUAUUUCGGCAUUAUCUAGUGCAGCGUUCAGUACCCUCUCCUCAUGUCUAAGCAGUUUAUCUGCUAUCGUGUACGAAGACAUAAUAAAGGUAUACAACCCGCAGAUAGACCCUAGUACAUCGACUACUAUUUCACGCUUUGUUACUGUAGGAUUCGGAGCGGUCGGCAUGGGUGUUUCGUUUCUAAUUACCUCGCUUCCUGGAAGUGUCAUCUCUUUAUUCCAAAGCACGAUGGCAUGCAUGGAUGGACCAACUUGCGCCAUAUUUUUGCUGUCUGCAAUGUUCCACAGGGCUACAACAAAGGGUGUUCUGACCGGAGCGUUGUGUGGAGCAGCAGUAGCUCUGUGGCUGAAUAUUGGGAAGCUUCUUAGCGGCCUACCAUCCGACCCUAAAUUACCUAAUGGACCUAUGGACAACUGCUCCAUUGCUUUCACCACGCCGUUCUUUGGCAACAUGUCACUGUCGCUAAACGAUUCGUUUACAACACUUUCGCCAUCUACAAAUAAUUCUGAAGUCGAGCUGUCAGCUUUGGACGAAAUAUAUCGUACCUCAUUUAUCCUAUUUUCACUGAUUGGCUUUCUAGUAGCGUUAGUUGUUGGGGUCAUUGUAAGUCUGUUCACUUCACCUCCGCAAGACUUCGACAAGCGUUGUUUGUUUUCCUUUCGGAAACACAUCGUUGAAGAACUAUUUGGUGGCAAUACUGAAAAGGUAGAACUGGUUACGAUGCAAGACUUGAAAACAGAAUAAUAAUGAUAACUGUGUGUAGCAUUACAUUAGCCGUACAUUAUCUGCUUUUUAAAGUGUAUAUUACGAACACACGUCAUGUUGACGUCCUGUAUCACGUCAAGUUCGGUGUGUUGAUAUGAACGUUUUCAACUGGAUAAGACGUGAUAUUGUUAGUCAGAAAAGCCACCUGUAAAAUUAAGCAUUUAACACGCUCAUUCGCCUUCUUGCUUUUAUUAUUGAGUUUAAUACGUGUUCAGCGCAGUAAAAGUGCUUAAAGGCCUAGGUUAAGCCUUCCCCCCCCCCCGCCCAAAAAAUAUGUAUAGUACACAACCUCUGUUUAUUGAUCUUAAUCUACUUGUCUUGAUCCCUCUUAUCAGAUAUCCGAUCAGAGUAUCUUGCUGUGCAGUUUUAGAAGUUUUAUUAUGGAAAUGGACCCUUAAUGGCCCUGAGCCAAUAACGGAUACACAGGAAAUUAGCCUCUACUGUGACACCAGUGCAAUUAACGGGAGAAACACCGCAGAGAAUUAUCAUGUCAAACAUUCCUUAAACUAGCCCUUGAAGAGUUUAAAGAAAUCCAACAAGUUGUUUAAUAGUAUGAAGUACUGCCGAAAACUGGCAAUUAUGUCAGAGAAAACGAAUCAACCGAGGCUCGAAAUUUUAAACAUAUGAGGUUGACGUGUUAGGUUAUUGUACUGUUUGGCGCACUUCUUUUCUAUUACCUGUCCCUUGUUUUAAGAAUGGACUGCAACAUAGUUCAACAUGGACAGUCAUUGUUCAGACAAUAACAGUGAAAACAGCGUUACACCACACCACACGAUACAUCAGAAGUUGAGUAUGAGCAGAUCAAUGGAUUGCAGGGGCGAAGUGUUGUCUUAAAAUGCGUUGUUUUCCCCAAUUAUUUCUUACCGUUUAUGCUAUGAUUUGAAGUUGAUAUUACACAAGUACCUCCGUCUAUAUUGCGUUAUUUCCAGUUCUAAGAUAAUCACAUAUUCGCAGACUUUUUCAAUGACCAAAUACUUCAGUUCAGCAUACAGUUUGGAAAUGGCUGUUUCUCUGUUAAAAGCGCACAAUAUAGGAUAUAGGAUGCUGCUGUUUUUUUUGUUUUGUUAGAUGCAUUUCAUGUUGAACUUAUGUUACUUAAUUGAUUAAAACCAAAAAAAUACAUGAUUUAGGUACAGAAUAAAAAAUAUUUACCUUUAUAUCGCUCAUUUUUUUUUAUCUGUACCUAAAUAUUAUAUGCCUUUUUGUUUAGAGCAGCA
This is a messenger RNA of Mya arenaria, 3194 nucleotides long. RefSeq names its product sodium-coupled monocarboxylate transporter 1-like. Lineage: Eukaryota; Metazoa; Mollusca; Bivalvia; Myida; Myidae. The record is from RefSeq and is a predicted model, not a curated record. The coding region runs from base 199 to 1956 and encodes 585 amino acids. Gene Ontology annotation, molecular function: symporter activity. Gene Ontology annotation, biological process: sodium ion transport; transmembrane transport. Gene Ontology annotation, cellular component: membrane. The transcript has a single exon.